AUGAAUUUGGAUGUGGCCAAACCUGAAGCUCCCCUCAGAGUCACCGGCACUGCAUCUGGCCCACCCAAAUUCAAACAGAGGAACAGUGGCCAGUUCAAGAGCAAGCCUCCGAAGAGGGGCGUCAUUUGCUUUGGAGGGGAGAUCCUGGAAGGGCUUGGCACUGACAUCACUGUAAUCUACCCGUGGGAAGCCUACAGCCAUCUAGAGCUACAUGAACUGGCUCAGUAUGGUAACAUCUGA
Anarrhichthys ocellatus (wolf-eel) is the source of this 240-nucleotide messenger RNA. Its product is annotated as retinal rod rhodopsin-sensitive cGMP 3',5'-cyclic phosphodiesterase subunit gamma-like. Gene Ontology annotation, biological process: positive regulation of G protein-coupled receptor signaling pathway; positive regulation of epidermal growth factor receptor signaling pathway; visual perception. Gene Ontology annotation, cellular component: photoreceptor outer segment membrane. The record is from RefSeq and is a predicted model, not a curated record. The transcript is spliced from 3 exons. Bases 1 to 240 code for a protein of 79 amino acids. NCBI's taxonomy places the organism in Eukaryota, Metazoa, Chordata, Actinopteri, Perciformes, Anarhichadidae. Gene Ontology annotation, molecular function: cGMP binding; 3',5'-cyclic-nucleotide phosphodiesterase activity.